This is a messenger RNA of Phytophthora sojae, 2331 nucleotides long. RefSeq lists its product as hypothetical. Lineage: Eukaryota; Oomycota; Peronosporomycetes; Peronosporales; Peronosporaceae. Gene Ontology annotation, molecular function: fructose-2,6-bisphosphate 2-phosphatase activity; ATP binding; 6-phosphofructo-2-kinase activity. The record is from RefSeq and is a predicted model, not a curated record. Gene Ontology annotation, biological process: fructose 2,6-bisphosphate metabolic process; fructose metabolic process. Gene Ontology annotation, cellular component: cytosol. The transcript is spliced from 2 exons. Bases 1 to 2331 code for a protein of 776 amino acids.
AUGAGCUCCGACGAUACGUCGCACGCGAACGGCAUCGCCGCCGACCAAGAACACGCGCACGGCAGCACGAGCCCGCUCUCCCUCAACUCGCCCACCAACAACGGCAACAACGCCGACACCAAUGCGCCGCUGCAGGUGCGCGUGGAGCCCGCGGCCGCCCCCAAGACGCCGCUGCUGAGCGUGCACGAGGAGGCCGAGCACCUGUACCCGGCCGUGAUCGAGUGGUCGCGUCCGUGCGAGUCCGUGGGCGUCACGGGCUCCUUCAACAAUUGGGGCUCGCAGAUCCUGCUCAAGCGCCAGAAGGCGGCCGAGGGCGAGGACGGCGCGCCGCUCUUCCGCGCCAAGCUGUGGCUGCCUGUGGGCACGCACCUGUUCAAGUUCUGCGUGGACGGCGCGUGGCAGUACGACCCGGAGGUGACGUUCGCGCCCGACGAGUACGGAAACCUCAACAACUUCAUCAAGAUCGCGCCCAGCGUGGACCCGCAGACCAAGGACAAGCCGCUGCAGCGCGCCAUCCGCACCAUCAUCCGCGACGCCAGCGAGGGCCUGCCCGUCAUGAACCCCGUGGCCAGCGAGGAGCUCAUGAAGCUGCGUCUCCAGACGUCCCCCGUGCUGCGGCCGCAGCGCUCGCCCACCUCCAAGACGCCCACGCACCACCCGCGCCACGACAGCCGCUCGGACCCCACGCCGCGAUCCACGCCGCUCACGGCCCCGCGCCAGCCGCAGGAGAUGGAGGACUCUGAGUACGGCAUUGACGUCAACGAGCGCCGCAUGAGCAACCACAGCCUGCUCGGGCACAGCGCCACCAAGCCCCGCUCGCGCGCCGGCACGCUCACGCGCUCCAAGAGCGAGGAGUCGCUCAGCCACGCCGCGUCCAGUAACAACCUCGCGGCGGCGGACAUCUCCGCGGCUGCCACGCCCAAGUACACCAACUACAUGGACGACGCGAUCGCCAACUCGGUGCUGCUGGCGGCCACGACGCAGCACUUUGGCGGCGACUUGGUGACCCACGAACACAACACGCGCGCGCAGCUCGGCGGCCACCGCUCGGUGCUCGUGCGUGGGCCGCACACGGCGCAGACGACUCCGCAGCAGCGCAGCGGCGGCAAGCUGAUCAUCUUCCUCGUUGGCCUACCUGGUCGCGGCAAGACGUACAUUGGCCACAUCCUGGCGCGCCACUUGACCUGGAUGGGCCACCAGUCCCGGACGUUCAACACGGGUGAGUAUCGCCGAAGACUCGUGGGCUCGAAUGUGAACCACGCGUUCUGGGACCCGUUCAACGAGGAAUCGUUCCAGAUCCGCACCGAGCUGUCCAAGAAGUGCCUAGAGGACUCGAUCGCCGCGCUGGAGAGCAACGACUGCGACUGCGUCAUCUUCGACGCCACGAACGUGACGCGCAAGCGCCGUCAGAUGCUGGUUAACGAGGUGCACCAGCGCUACAAGUGCGAGAUGAUGUUCAUCGAGUCGGUCUGCGAUGACCCGGAGCUUAUCGCGUCCUCGAUCAACGAGAUGAAGUUGAAUUCGGCGGACUACGCUGGCCAGACGAUGGAGGAGACCACAGAAGACUACUACAACCGUAUCAACCACUACCAGUCGCUCUACGAGCCGCUUGCUGGAGACCUCGAGGGCGCGCCGUUUAUCAAGAUCAUCGAUGUGGGCCGCCAGAUUUUCUGCAACCAGGUGUACGGCUACCUGCAGUCGCGUAUCAUGUUCCUGAUGGCCAAUCUGAACCUGAAGCCGCGCCCGAUCUGGCUGAGCCGUCACGGUGAGAGCAUGUACAACACACAGAAGCGUAUCGGUGGCGAUGCGCCUUUGAGCCCGCUCGGCGUGCAGUACGCUGAGCAACUAGACCGGUUUAUCGACGCGUACUACCCGACUCCUGACACAGAGCUCGCAGUGUGGACAUCAACGAUGCUGCGCACGGGUAUGACAGUAGAACGGAUUGCGGCCCGUGGCCGGUCGAUCGUGAAGUGGAAACAGCUAGACGAGAUCGAUGCCGGCAUCUGCGACGGCAUGACGUACGAGCAGGUGGCCGAGGAGAUGCCGGAGGAGUAUCUGGCGCGCAAGAACAACAAGCUGCACUACCGCUACCCGCGUGGCGAGUCGUACCAGGACGUGAUCCACCGCCUCGAGCCGGUGAUCACGGAGCUGAUGCGCAUGGACCAACCCGUGCUGAUUGUGGCGCACCAGGCCAUCCUGCGUGUGCUGUACGCUUACCUCACGAACAAGUCCCCGCACGAGUGCCCGACGCUCAACAUCCCGCUGCACGUCGUGAUCCAGGUCACGCCCAAGGCCUACAAGUGCGAGGAAGUGUGGCACCGCCCCAUGUAG